Molecule: messenger RNA, 5545 nt
Organism: Arabidopsis lyrata subsp. lyrata
Lineage: Eukaryota; Viridiplantae; Streptophyta; Magnoliopsida; Brassicales; Brassicaceae
Product: protein TIME FOR COFFEE
Exons: 12
Coding region: 257-4945 (1562 amino acids)
Biological process (GO): regulation of circadian rhythm
Cellular component (GO): nucleus
Source: RefSeq, a predicted model, not a curated record
GCCAAGAUUUUGUCUUGCUGGUAUAUAGUUGAUCAUGACCGUUGGAUGAAUUCACACCGACGGUGAAGAUUGAGAAAAUGUUUUACGGCAGGAGAUAUGAGCCGUGGAUUUAUUCGCUACUCUGCUUUUAUGAGGAGCACAAAUAAAGGAGAUAAUGGGAAGCAAGUAGAGAGAUAGAGGAAAGAGAGAUAAAGAGAGAGAAAAGGGGUUGCGAUUUUGGGAGAAGAGAAAAGAGGAAGAAGCAUUAGAGAAGAAGAUGGAUAGAAAUAGAGAAGCUAGAAGAGUACCUAUGGCGGCUGCCGGAAAUGGUCUUUCACGGCGGAGACAUAGAGCCGGAAGUUUCAGAGAUUCACCAGAGGAGGAAGGUCCGGUGGAGUUACCGGAGGCGGCGAGGUUGAGAGAUCGAGGAGGGAGUAAUAAGAAGGAUCGAGAUCGGGAACGUGAUAGAGACAGAGAGAGGGAAAGAGAAAGAGAUAGAGAGAGAGAUCGGUUAAAUAGCCGGAGUAAACGGAGAAGAGGAGAACGGUUAAUGAUGGUUCACGGUAAUUUAGACGACGGUGGUGACGAUAGCUCGGAAGAGAGUGUUAACGACGAUGAAGAAUAUGACGACGGAGGAGCUGUAGGACCACCGUCUUCGUUGAAGAUGCUUCCUCCGACGAGUAAUAAUAUCUCCGCCGCAUCGUUUUCAUCGUCUCUUUCAAAUCAUCACAACGGUGGUAGCGGUAAUCUUCAUCACCAUCACAACCAUCAUAAUAACCAUCAGAGGAAGAAUUUCCCGCCGACGAAAGUUUUCAGAUCGUCUCCUUCUCCGGCGCCGGUUUCACCUCUUGUGUCGACAUGGAAAGCCGCUGACGAAAUGAUCGGUGUUUCGGUUCCUAGAAAAGCUCGGUCAGCUUGUACGAAGAGACCUCAUGAAUCAUGGUCGUCAAGUACUACCGGAGGUGGUGUUUUUGCUUCCGGUGAACAAAUCCACCGCCAAAUAUCAUCAACGUCUCCAGCUAAUAGAGUUAGUCCGGCUUCAAUUUUAGCAUCUCCGUCUCCUCCAGCUCCUACAUCUCCUUCUUCAUCAAGCAUUUCAGUCCGGAAAAAAUUGUCGUCGGGGACAAAACAGAAGACGCUACCGCCGAAAUCAUCAUCGUGUAAGUUAUCAUCGUCGGUGGCUGUACAAGACGAGAUCGAGAUUGAGAUUGCAGAAGUGUUGUACGGUAUGAUGAGGAUGCCUUUGGCUACCUCAAAACAAGAAUCCGCCGGUAACGAUUUGACGGAGGCAGCGAAACCAACAGUAGAAGUCAAAUCUAGAGUAUCUUCACCGAUCUCAAAUCCUCAUACUCUUCCUCAAUCCUCCAUCACACUGGCUACAAAUUCUAGCUCUUCCAAUGUUUCUGCCAUUGCUCCUAAGAGAAAGAAGCCAAGACAUGUCAAAUACGAAGAUGAUAACAGUUCACGCAUCACUACGAUCAAAUCCGAAGCCGAAGCUCCUUCGAAAAGUCAAGUUCCGUUUGGUGAUCAGCUUAAGAGCUCAGGAUCCGGCGAAGGAAACAGCUCUGUAUUGGAUUCGAUCAUUCCACAAACGAGAGAAAGUAACGCUUCGUUAGAUUCGAGAUCAGCUGAGAAAAAAGAGAACAAACUGUCAAAAGAUGAAACAAUAUUGCCGAAAGUGGAAUCUUCUUCAGGAUUUAGAUCCGAUGGUGAUGGAACUAAAUCGAGUUCGCCGGAAAAAGCGAAGUUUGAGAUAGAUCUGAUGGCGCCACCGCCGGUGAGAUCAUCGUCGGAGAGAGGCGGAGAGAUGAUGGAAUGUGUGGCAGCAGAAGCUAAACCUAAAGUCACGGAAGUGGAAACGCAGGAAGCAAAGCCUCUGCUGAAGGAAGAUAGAGGUGAUGCGGCGUUUCAUGAUCCUCAAGAGAAGAAGAGACCUAGAACGGUGGUAGAAGCUGAACACCAUAAGUAUGAGAGGAAUUGUGAACUUAAACUCGACUUGGAUCAAUCUGAUCAUGUUGGUUUAGUAAACAAGCUUCAUGUUCAGAAGCAGCCACCGCAGCAACAACUAUCUGUUCCUGAUAAAACAACUCAAGGUAGCCAUUUGCCUCUGCAUAUGUCUAUGCCUGGCUGGCCUGGGGGCCUUCCUACAAUGGGAUAUAUGGCACCUACGCAAGGAGUUGUGCCUACGGAUGCCAGUUCCUUAUCUGCUGCAGCAAUGCAGCCUCCACCGCAUUUACUUUUUAAUCAACCGAGGCCUAAGCGAUGUGCUACACACUGCUACAUUGCUCGGAAUAUUCAAUCUCAUCAGCAAUUCACAAAGAUGAAUCCUUUCUGGCCUGCAGCAGCAGGCUCAGCUCCAUUGUAUGGGACCAAGGCCUGCAAUCUUAGUCUCACGCCUCCCACAGAACUUCAGGGGAGUGUUUUGGGAAGAAGUUCCAACCCUGUUCAAGAUAAGAAUUCUCAAUCUACGUCCAAAAGCUCAGAUACAGCUCAGAGAAAUCAAUUAUUGCUCCAACAAGCUUUGCCUCCAGGAGCCGCUAAUAACAUCUUGCAUGGUCCUACAUUCAUAUUCCCCUUGGGCCAACAGCCUCAUACGGCCGCUACAAUAGCUGCUGCAUCUGUCAGACCUCCUAAUAGUGGCAUCACAUCUUCUGGACCAACAGCUACUUCUAACUCCAUGAAUGGUUCUGUAUCCGCUACUCCAGCUGGUGCCCCAACAAUGAGCUUCAGUUACCCGGCCAUGCCGGGAAAUGAAACGCAGUACCUGGCCAUUUUACAGAAUAACGGCUAUCCAUUUCCAGUUCCAGCACAUGUUGGUGCACCACCUGCUUAUAGAGGAGCUCCUGGGCAGCCGAUGCCAUUUUUUAAUGGUUCAUUCUAUUCCUCCCAAAUGAUCCAGCCUCCACAUCAUCAGCCACAGAAGCAGCAACAGCAGCAGCAAACUGGUCAAAUGCUCCAGAGCCAUGCUCCUAACAACCAGAAUGGGAGUGUUUCCACUGGUUCCUCAGCAGCACAAAAGCAUCUGCAGAACCAACAGUUGAGGCCACCGAUCAAUCAUGGGAACUCCCAAGGAUUUCCAACUCAUAAAGUCCAGUCUCAGCCUUUGAGUUUUCAGCAGAGGCAGCAACCCAGAGACAAUGCAACUCAACAUAGUGAGACUGUAGGGGAAGAUAGCCCAUCAACUGCUGAUAGCCGGGGUUCUCGUUCCAAUGUUGCCUAUGGCCAGAACUAUGGUAUGCAAAUGCAACCAACCAACUUGGGUUUGAUGAGUUCACCAGCCCCAGGUGGUGGAGUGGUUGGAUCUUCGAGCAGUCAUGGUGAAAAGAAACCACAGCAGCAGGUUUCAAAGGCUGGGGCAGAAUCCUUCCAGUCACAGGGUUAUGCUAUGACUUUUGCAACGUUCAAUGGGGCUAACACUGCUACUGCCCUAAACAUGUCAUCAGUUGCUCAGAAUCAAGCUAUGUUUCACAGCAUGCCCGAAGCAGCGAGGCAAGGUUAUCAGAUGAUGGCAGUUGCUCAAGCAGCUCAACAAAAAAUGAACUACAGUGCUUCUCAAGAAGAUGGAAAAUCCGGGUCUAUUGGUGCUGCUACUGCUAAUACCCCAGAGGAACAAAGGAAGUCAGGAGGAGGAACAACAGGGAAAGCGAGUGGUGGGAAUGGUGGGCAGUCUAUUGCUUUCUCUAACAAACACGAUUUAGCUGAUGCAUCUGUUUCUGCUGUCACGAGUGGUAGCAUCGUUGAUAGCUCAUCCCGUUUGCUCAACCUUGGUUCUGCUCUGCCACAGAGUUCGGGUUCUAUGCCCCCGUCUCAUCAUCAUCAGCAACUACUACAGCAACAGCAGCAGCAGCAGCAGCAGCAUAUGCAACGGAGUCAAUCACAGCAACCUUAUACCACCAUGUAUCUCCAGAAGCAGCAACGGUAUGCAACUUCAGUGGCUGCUUCUGCUGCUAGAACCAAAGGGCCCGUGGCGAGUAACGGGAGUGGUUUCCCUGAUCACAAUAUCACCACAUCACCUGCGGCAACCACCAAGUUUGCAAAUGCUAAUACAGGGUUCCCUCAAAACCUUGUCCAGUCGAGCAGCAAUCAGGUUCAGUCUCCUCAGUGGAAAAACAAUUCACCCAGGACAACAAAUAGUACCCAAGCUCAGUCUCCUUCGAUACUGUCGCCAUCAUCAUCAGUUGCUGCUGCAUCGUCACUAAGAAAUGUCUCGCAUAAACAGCAAAGCCGUCCCCAGCAAUCGCAGAUAUCUUUUGCAGCAAACUCGAAACCAAUGGCUUCUGGUUCACCAAUGCAGCAGGUGCAAGGAGGAACCAACCACCAGGCUCCGUCUCCACCAAUGUUAGUUGGGUCGCCUUCGACGUCUUCCGUCUCCAAAAACGCCAGCGGAAGCCCAAGAACAACUGCUUCCGCUUCCUCGGCAGCUAACAAAGCUGGACAAGCUUCCUCUACUACUCACUCAUCAUCUCAGCCGUCCAAGAACUUACAGUCUGCAUCUGUGGCGUCAUCUGCUGGUGGAAGGAACAAUGGUCCUUCUGUUCUUGGAAACCCGACCACGAGCUCUGGAUCCAAGUCGCAGCAACAGCAUCAGUUGCCAAAGCAUGGGAUGCAGCCGCAAGCACAGCUUUUCUUCUCUAAUCCUUACAUGCAAGCUCAACAUCAACAUCAACAGCAACAGAUCACUAUAUCUCCUUCUGGUGGGUAUUACAUCCAAAGACAUCAGCAACAGUCAGGUUCAGCACCUGCUGCUGUAGCCACAUGUCCUCCAGUCACGGGAGCCGUCAGCGCCACUUCAGAUCCAGCGAAAGCCCUAGCGGCAGCAGCAGCAGCAAAUAACAUGAAAGGAGGAAGUGGUAUGGGUAAAACUCAACAACAUCAGCUUGGGCCUCCAGGGUUCACGAAUGUUCACGCGGUUCCCUCUGCGGUUCAGGUUAAACCUGUGGAUCAGAAGCAACAAGCGGGUGAGUGAAAGAUCCUUAAAACCAAUUUGUUUUAGCUUAAAAGAGACUCUCUGAAUGGUUGGGAAGUUCCAGUUAUAGCUUGUGCUGGCGAGACGAAAGGACUUUAAAUAGUCUGAUGAAGAAAAGAAGCAGACGGAACAGAACACCUUUAAAAAGGGAUGGCAAUUUUUUUGGAGUUGGGGGUGCUUUUAAAAGCAUUGUGUACAAUUUAGUGUUUAUAUAUUCUGACAGGAACCUACGGUUUCAAUUCCAAAACCCAAAAAAAAAGAAAAAAGGAAGAAGCAAAAUCACUGAAGCUCUCUAAUUUUAAAAAAUUUAUUCAUUCUUCUUGGGGAGGUUUGAGUUGUUUUGGUGGUGAUGUUGUUAUUAGGUAGGAAUCCAAAAGAAAAUGGGACAAGUAAAGAGUCGUAAGACACAGCAAGAGCCAACGAACGUACGUUCAUAAGUUGGCCCUAUGUAGUUUGGGUUGUUAUAUUGUGUGGGGAGCAUGGGACAGUAUGAUGAAUUUAUGAUUUGUUCUAUUUUGUGUUUAUGUUUUUUCGCAGCAGUAAAAAAUUGUAGUAGCGGACGUUGUCAAUAAAGACCCCACGCGUGCAAACUUUGCCAAA